Molecule: messenger RNA, 8980 nt
Organism: Ahaetulla prasina
Lineage: Eukaryota; Metazoa; Chordata; Lepidosauria; Squamata; Colubridae
Gene: IL17RA
Product: interleukin 17 receptor A
Exons: 12
Coding region: 122-2638 (838 amino acids)
Molecular function (GO): interleukin-17 receptor activity
Source: RefSeq, a predicted model, not a curated record
GUGAGCUUCCUCAGACUCCUCCCCAACGUCCCGUUUCGAGUUUGGUCCCGGAAGCCAGAGACGGGCGGGGCCAGGUCGAUGAGGCCGGUGGUCCCGCUUCGGGAACAGGGCGGCGAGGAGGAUGAAGGGAGAUGCUUGGUGGUCCUUGGUGCUGGUGGCGGGGCUGUUCCCUGGGCUUUCAGGGCUAAGGCUUCUCCUCAGCGCCCCGCCACUUUUCAACUGUUCCCAGCCGGGUUUACGCUGCCUUGUGAGAAACAAUUACUGUGUGGAUGAGAGCUGGCUCCUUUCUUGGAAAUGGACUCCUUCAGCCCCAAGUUCUGUUGAUGUAUUUAUUGAUACAUUUUUGGCUGAAGAUGGGAAAUUGGUCCCUGUGCUGAAGAUAGAGUGGAAAGUGGCUACUGAUGCAAGCAUCAUAUACCUCAGAGGAGCGGAAUUGGCUGUAGUACAAUUAAGCAAUAACCGCCAGAUUUGUGCUCAAUUUGACUUUCGAAAUAACUUGACAUUCCAAGUCCGUCCAGACAAUGGAGGCCGGUGGAAUUUCUCUUUUAACCGUUUUGAGGUACAACCAGGCGAAAUAUACCAAGUAACUGUCUAUCAUUUGCCCAAAUUAAGUACUCCAGGGGACUAUAACAGGAGAUCAAAGCCAUUCACAGUACCAAAUUGCUCGCAUCCUAUCAUGAAAACAACAGAACCUUGUCUGCGAAUAGGGAGUUUGUGGGAACCCAGAAUCAAUGGAACAAGUCUAGAUGAUCAUUCUGUGUUGGUGAGCUUUGACCCUGCAGAGAUACCAGCCACCUAUUUUAUCCACGUAAUCAGUGUUCGGGAAGAUGAAAAGGAGUGCAAGAAGGCCACGGAAAACAUUUCAGAGAAGGGUCUGCAGCAGCGCCUUAAUGUAACAGUCAAGCUGGAAAGGAACUUGAAGAUUUGUUGCAAAUACAAAGUGGAGAUCCAGCCACUCUUUCCUGAUUGUGCUACAGACUGUAAGAGGGACUCAUUUUUAAUCCCAUGUUCUUCUGCUGAUGCCUUAAGUCUUACUGAUCAACCUGAAAUAAAUGAUACAUUUUCAGUGGGACUACCUUGGAUCCACACCAUCAUCUGCAUUUUGUUAAUUGGUUCAGCUAUUGGUUCCGCAAUCUGCCUUACUCGAAGACAAAAAGAAUUAAAUUCUGCAGCAAAAAACUGUGAUUUUGAACUCCAAGAUGUCACCCCUAUGUUACAACCUUCUCCACCCCUCAAGCCACGUACCGUUUGGAUUGUGUAUUCUGCUGAUCACAAACUCUAUGUAGACAUUGUGUUGAAAUUUGCUCAGUUCAUGAUCACCGUGUGUGGUACGGAGGUCAUCCUAGACCUGCUAGAUGAACACCAGAUAUCUGAGAUGGGAGCAGUGUGCUGGCUUACUCGGCAGAAACAGAAAAUGGAAGCGCUGUCUUCGAAGAUCAUCAUCUUGUGUUCCCGGGGUACUCGAGCCAAGUGGCAGGCUAUGCUUGGGCACAAGGAAUCCAGUGUACAUCUGAAGCAAGAUAAUCUGCUGCCAACAGGGGACUUGUUCACUCCAGCACUGAAUCUGAUUUUACCAGACUUUAAGCAGCCAGCUUGCUUUGGACUGUAUUUAAUUUGCUACUUUGAGGGCAUAAGCAAUGAGAGUGACAUUCCAGACCCUUUCCACGUCAUCUCCAAAUAUCAGCUGAUGGAUAAGUUUGAGGAAAUUUACUUCUUAAUCCAGGAUCUUGAAAAAUUUGAGCCAGGGCGAAUGCAUCAGAUUCCAGCCAUCUCACCUGAAAAGUACACUGAAAGCCCCUGUGGCAAACAGCUAAAGGAGGCUUUGCAGAAAUUCCAGACAUGGCAGGCUGAGCAUCCAGAUUGGUUUACAAGUGAAUGUGUCUGCAGUGAGGAUGAAGAUGAUCUACAACCUCUGAGUGGGGAACUCACUGAAGAAUUAAUAUCCCCUGGAAAAGGAAUUCUUAAGAAGCAACUGCUUCCAAAGGAACCUGACCCCAAUAACUGUUGCUUAGUCAAUCUUCUGGUUAAUGAAGAUGACUUGGGAGCAUAUAAAUUGACACCUCAGCAUCUGUCACAAGAAGAUCUAGCAUUCCACACUCUGGUCACUCCUGCUGAGAUACCUUCUGUUCAGGUGGUCAAGCCAGCUGCCCUUGCAGAAGAAAAUGAGAUACUCAGUCAUAAACUGUUGACCAAUGAAGAUUGGCUACAAAGCGUGCCCAUGAUAGAAGCUAGCGUCCCAAGAAGAAAUCAUGUCAUUCUUCAAGAGCAUUUAUCCUCAGAUCCCCAGGCCUUGCCAGCUGAUGUGAGGCAACAACUGGAGGGAUUGAUGUAUUCCCUCUAUCAACAAAGUGUCAUCCCCUCUGAUAUGCCCCUUUGCCAAGAAGGUGUUAAUGAGCAGCAACAGCUGUUGUUUGAUGAGGCUUCCAAAGUUCAGAGACAGUCGGUACAGUCCGAUCAGGGUUACAUCUCCAGAUGUUCUUCUUUCCCUUCUGAUAGCGCUGUUGAACCGGAGGAAGAAGAGAACCAAGAACAGGAAGGAUAUUGGUCUGCUGGGCAUCUUACUGCAGAUGUCUUAAGUAGUCUAAAAAGUCUUCAGCAGCAGUUGCUUUUCCAGGAUAUCCAGAAAAACUGUAGCUAAGGUCACUUGGGAGAGGGAAGGGGGAAUUGGUUCUCUUUUUGAAACAACUAGACAAUCCAUGACUGAUGGGAUCAUUCUUCUUUCAGUAUGUAAUAUAGACCUGCAUUGUUUCCCCUCCCCUUGUGACCUUUGAGAGCCCUGGUGAAGCUCCUCCCUCCUCUUUCUCAGCUGAUUCAUGAACCUGUCACUUUGCUAGAGGGAGGGAGAACAAAGAGAGGAAGGGGGCUCAAGGGCUCAACUAUCACUGGCACACCAGAGGCAGGCAUCCCAGUCUCUCCUUUGUCCUGUCCAAAUAUAAUAUAGCCUUGCACCUUUCCCUUCCGUUCACAAUUGUCAGAAGAACCCCUCCUCCUGCCCUCAUCUGACAUGUGGAACUGCCUGCCACUUUGUUGUGGAGAGGGAGAACUAUGGGAGUCAUGGACCACAAGGAAAACUGCACCCUCCUCAUUCUGCCAUAUCCCCAAGGGAUCCCUCUCUCCAGGGAGGAAGAAGGCUCACCUCAACCAACCUUAUUUUACCAGCAGGCAUCCAACUUACCCUCUCAUUCUUACCCUUACUAGCCACUGCCAUUAAGAGAUUUAAAAUUUUGACCAUGGUUUCAAAGCUGCCAGUGAUCACUUGUCUGUCAGGUCUUGCUACCAGCCAAUUGGGCGUAGGGGCCAGAGGGAGGCUGGAAAGAGGGUAAGUAUGUGCCCCUCCCAUCUUUCCUUGUGUCAUGCAACCCAUAGUUUCCUGAAAAGUACAGUCAGGAAAGUAUGGCAUUAAAACGUCAAAUUUCAAUCCCAGGGAAUCAUGGAUCCCAGAUUUUGGAUGCAUUCUGUAAAUUGGUCCAUUUAAAGUACGUUGAUUCAAAAAUUAUUGCUCUAUGAUGCACCAUUUUGCCCAAUUGAAGGCCACAAAGUAUCAAACAGUCACAAGAGUUUUACUGUAGUACUGUAUAUAAGUUAAUGGCUGUUUGUUGGAUUGUGCAACAUCUGAUCUAAGCUAAAUAGCAGUGUGCUAUAAUGAUAUAAAUUGCCUCUUAAGAAUACAGGCAUAGCCAUAGAAGAUCAGGAGAAUUUGCCAAAUAUUCUGAAAGUAGCAAGUAUUAAAAUAGAAAAAACUUUAGCUUUAGAUGACAUGAAAAAGACUGUCUAGCCCAGUACCAUUUUUUCCAUUGUGGCUGAUAGCAGAUUAUCUGUGAAUUUUGUAGUUUUGUAAGUCAAAUCAGCAAGAAUUGCCAGUCUCUUUUUAUAAGUAUUCAGUUUAGUAACUCUAGUCACAAUUUAUAGCAGUGAAUUUUGUCAGCCAGUUUUGCCCUAUACAAAGAAGUGUUUUCUAUCACCUCUGUCAUUUAAUUUCAUAGUAUUAUCUGCAUUUAUCUUAUUACUGUCAAGACGGAGUGGCUGUGAAGGCAGGGGACCUCAGGAUCUGGUUAUUUAUCAUCUUUAGUUCUGUAUGUGGUUAUACUACUCCAGACAGACAUGGUGCACAACCUGGAAGUUCUCCUAGAAUCGCAACUCAUGCUCGAACAGCAGGUGACAGACGUAUCUAGGAGAGCCUCUUGAGUUGUGCACCAGUUGCCCCUUUAUUUGGAUCCUGAGGCCACAGUCAGUCAUGCCCUAGUCAUCUCAGUUGGAUUACUGCAAUGCUCUCUACAUGGGGCUACCUUUGAGGAGUAUUUAGAAGCUACAACUGAUGCAGAAAGCAGCGACCUGGACAGUUCUGAGGGCCUUUAGGUGACAUGUAUAACACUGCUAUUUGCACAAGCUGUAUUCGUUACCAGUUUGCUUCCAGGUCCAGUUCAUGGUGUUGGUUAUUACCAAAGCCUUAUAUGGCAUGGAUCCAGCCCAGUGUGACUAGCCCAGCCCACUUGUGUCAGCGAAAGAGGCCUGCUACAGACUCCGUCUGCUAAGGAAUUUAAGCAGGUGGGCUAAAGAAGAGCUUUUUUCUACUGUGAUCCCAACCCUGUGGAAUACGGGUAGUCCUCAACUUACAACAAUUCGUUUAGUGACCGUUCAAAGUUACAACAACAACAAAAGUGAAAAAAGUGACAUGACCGUUUUUCACAGUUACGACGUUUGCAACAUCUCAAUGAUCAUGUGAUCAAAAUUCAAACACUUGGCAUCUGGUUCAUAUUUACGACAGUUGCAAAAUCAUGUGAUCCCCUUUUGCAACCCUCUGACAAGCAAAGUCAAUCAGGAAGCCAGAUUCACUUAACCGGGUUACUAACUAAUCAACUGCUGUGAUUCACUUAACAACCAUGGCAAGAAAGGUUGUAAAAUGGGGUAAAAUUCACUUAAAUGUCUCAUUUAACAACAUAAAUUUUGGGCUCAACUGUGGUUGUAAAUUGAUUACCUGUACUGUACCACUGAAGGUGAAAACUACUCCCAGCCUUUUGGCAUUCCAGAAGGGCAUUUAAAUUUGGUUUUACUAGUUGGCCUGGGGCCCCAACGGGGUUGUUUGACCUGGUAAGAAGACCUCAAUCCCAUGUCAUCCACCUCCUUGGUUCCAGUUUUUUUGCAGAGUUUUAAAUCUUUAAUUGCUUUUCUAUUUAUCUUUUUAUGUUCUAUAAACCACCCAGAGUCGCCCUACUCAGGGAGAUGGGUGGCAUAUAAAUUUAAUUUUAAAAAGUAAAAGUCAGAUAUAGGAAAUAGCUGCAAUUGUGCGGAUGCUGUGGCUUUCAAUUUUACCUUUUUGGAUUCUCCAUGGAAUGUUAUUUGCAGCAACAGAGACAGCAUUUCAUAGCAAAAGUCUGUUGCCUCUGAAACAAAUAAAAACAUGCAUGGUUCCCAAACUUGACAGUUGCCCUGACAAGUUAAAGCAAAUAGUUGUUAAAAGGGUGUAUGUAUGUGUGUGCGUGAGUGUACAAGUGCAUAGAUGAGAGAGGGAGUUGGAGGCUUCUCUGCCAGAAAUUAUUUAGUGUGCAGAAAACACAUCUAUCGCUUGAUUCAAAAUUUAGACUUGUUUUUAAAAUUAGCUUCAAGAAUCCAGAGAAACUCUUUGUUUUUGCAUAGGUUCUUCAGAUAUAGGUGGAUCUCAACUUGCAACACAAUUCUUUGCAAUUAAGAACACAAUAUGACCGUAUGACUAACUUUUUGUUGCUAUCACCAAGGGUUAAAUUGCAACCUAUGACCAUCAUUUGUGUUGUAAAUGUUGUAUCUUUGAUGAAGGUUUUUUUCCUUUUUCUUUUCUUUUAUGUACACUGAGAGCAUAUGCACCAAAACAAAUUCCUUGUGUGUCCAAUCACACUUGGCCAAUAAAUUCUAUUCUAUUCUAUUCUAAAAAUUGGGAUCAGAAUUUCCACUGCCAAGCAAGGCAAUUGUUAAGUGAGUCAUGCUCAAUUUUACAGCCUUUUUUUGCUUUUUUUGGUAAAGCAAAUCACUGCAGUUGUUAAGGGAAUCACAGCCAUCAUUAAGUGAAUACAGCUACCCCUGCCCCCAUUGACUUUGUUUGUUGAAUGCUGACUGGGAAGGUCGCAUGCAGGUGGCAAUCACAUGACUUGGGAUGCUGCAACCAUCGUAAAUACAUGCCAGUUGCCAAGUGCCCAAAUUUUGAUCAUGUGACUGUGGGGAUGCUGCAACAAUUUUAAGUGUGGGGCCCAGUGCUAUUGCAGUUUUGAACGGUCACUAAACGAAGGGUUGUAAAUUAAGGACUACCUAUACUGUUGAAUACUCUUACAUUGCAACUUUAACACCCAACUGCCUAUAUAGGAAUUGAAAAGGCUAUUAAAAGAUCCAAGUACAUGGGGUUAAUUCAGUUCAAACUCAGUUAAAUAGCAGCCGCUGUGGAGGAUUUGGGAAAAGUAAUUUCCCAACUUGAUUACCUUAUGCUCUUCAUACAUUGGGAAACCUGCUUUCUUGCUAAUUACAUCAAUAUAUUAAGGCAAAUGAGCAGGACUGUUGUGUUUUUCAACUAAUGACCUUCUAGCCUACUGGAAAUUAGUCUGCAGUAUCUUUCAAUGUUUAUCACUGAUGUUCAAGCUGGUUAUUUUAAUUUUACAUUCUGUCUUUUCCAGUGUAGCUUCUAUUAUACAAUUAAAUUGUGUACUAUAUUUUUCAGCGUUGCUGGCUUAAUUUAAAUUUGCAAAUAAAUGUAACCAUAUUUUUAGUCAUGCAUUAAUCAGAUUGUUUUGUUUUGCAUUUGCAUGUUUGCUACUGCUUGGAAAUGAGUAGUUACAGGAUGCUGAACAGAUGCUAAACCUGUUUCAUUUUUUACCUAAAUAUUUAAAGAGCAAGUGUCAGUUAGCUAAGUCAAAAAAACUAUGGCUAACUCAUAGUUGCUCAUAAGUCGACAUACCAUUGUGGCUGAAUUAUCUAUAUAUUAGAAAUAGGAAGAAUCAAUGGAAUGAUUAAUACUCCAAGUACUUUGCGUUUCAGAGAUACUGUAUAUCAAUGGACAGUUCACAAUAACAGAAUGUUAUUCUAAACAAAGUUUAGAAUAUUUUAUGUAACAAUUCUUUUCUUACAGUAGCCCUGAAAUGAUGGAAUACAAGAGUAUUCUUCAUUUUCUUUGUUAGGGCAGUAUUUCAUAACCAGUUUUACAUGGUUGUAGCUGUUAGCAAGUUUCAUAUCAAAUUUAAAUAGCUGUUAAAAGAUGCAAAAUUUAUCUUGAAACAUUAAACUUUGUUAUAUAUUUAAUGUAAUCUGCUCUGAUGAUCAUUGCCCAGAAACUACAGGUUGUCCUUGAUUUACAAUGGUUCAUUUAGUGACCAUUCAAAGCUACAAUAGCACUGACAAAAGUGACUUAUGACCGUUUUUCACAGUUACAACCUUUGCAGCAUCCCCAUGAUCAUGCGUUCAAAAUUUAGAAGCUUAGCAACUGGUUCAACUUUCUGCUGUUAUGUCCUAAGGUCAUGUGAUCCCCUUUUGUGACCUUCUGACAGGCAAAGUCAAUGGAGAAGCCAGGUUUGCUUAAUAACCUUAAUACUAACUUAACAACUGCAGUGACAGUUAUCUCACUUAACAAUUGGGCUCGGUUGUGGCCGUAAGUCGAGGACUACCUGUAAUUAUACAGUUAAAAUCUGAAAUAACCAGUGGAAUGUUAGAAAUACCAUGUGUAUCUGUUGCAACAGCUAAACUGGACUCCCUCUGAGUUUUCUAAAUGCAUCUAUCCUCAGUACCUUUCUAUCUUUUCUGUAGCUAUAUAAAAAGUUAAGAAUUUGAAGCUCUUUUGUGGCCUUCAAACUAAGAUCAUGAUUCAAGUGAAGCUUUAACCUCUACUCACUGCAGUGGAGAUUAGCACAAGCUCUAAUUAAGAUUUGUACCAUUACAAAAUGAUAAGACCUUGACUGGUAUGCAUCCAUUGCAGUGAAAAUGGCUAGGUCUACAUGUUAUCUUAAGCCACAAAGCAAACAUUUUAUCUUGUCAAGUUGUAGAGGUAAUGCACAAGAUUUCUCAUAGUCCAAAGUCAUCCUGGCAGGUGGAUAGUAAAGAAAUAUACAUAUGGAAAACUGCACACCAGCUACCUCCUCAAAUUUUGAAGAACUGAAAAUUCCCAAUGCAUGUUUUGAUAGGUAUCCAGGGCAUAAGAGAUGUUUUUAAAUCUGCCAGCGAAAAAGAAAACAAUAGAGCCAAUAAAUAUCCAGCCUAUUGCCAACUAUAAGUCAGCAUCUUGUCUCCAUGUUGUAUUGUAUUUGAUACAAGAUUUGGAAUUGCCUGAAUUCUGACGUUUUGCUAAUUUAAAAUUGGGAGGAUAAGUGAUACAUUUUUAUCAUACCUGAAUUGCAAAUAUUUAACCAGAUAUCAGCCAAAAUACGUUCUUUUUAUUUUAAGAACAAAAUCUUUAUUUUUAUUUUUAAUACUCUGUUAAGUGUAUGGGGAUGCUAAGUUUCCUGGGCUAUAUAACUGUUUUACUUUCUAUGGUAUUGUUGCUUGUAUAGCUGCCCUUGUCAUACACUGGAAGUUUGCUGCUUAAAACCCUUAAAAAGGGUAUGGGACAUAGCUUCCUACAGGUAACUCUAGUUCAAAUGUGAAUGCUAGCUUGCAGUCAGCUAUCAUUUCAAUAAUGCCUACUUAAACUUAAACAUAACAACUUGCAGUCAUUGUUAUUUCAGUUAAUAAGUGUGUAUCAUUGUAAAAGGUACAAUAUGGGCUGAGGUUUAAUACUUAUUUCCAGUGCUAUGAAAUAUGAAGUGAUUGAUGCUACAAAAGAUUAGCCCAACUGCUUCAAAAGGCAGCAGUUGCAUGAUGAUAUUGUGUUGUUUUCUAAUGAUAUUUGGGGGAGCAAAUAAAAUGUGGUAUUUCUUUAGUAGGCAACUAGCAUCCCCAUUUAAAAUAUCACAUAGUUCAGGAAAGGGCAGGGGAAAGAGUGCACAGUACUUAAGCUUCACAAUCACAAUCACAGCACCAAGAUUGUCCAGAC